Molecule: messenger RNA, 717 nt
Organism: Morchella importuna
Lineage: Eukaryota; Fungi; Ascomycota; Pezizomycetes; Pezizales; Morchellaceae
Exons: 3
Coding region: 1-717 (238 amino acids)
Cellular component (GO): Mis6-Sim4 complex
Source: RefSeq, a predicted model, not a curated record
AUGACAACCCCCACCGCCUCCAUCCGCGACCUCAAAAAAGGCUUCAUCUCCAGCCAGCUGCGCACCCUCUCCACGCCCAUCGAGCCCCCGCGGUCCUGGCAGUCCCAGCUCCCCGAGAGCCCCGCCGGCGACCUCCCCGACAGCGUCGUCGCACAGGCUCUCUACAAGUUCAAUGUCGUCGCGAAGCGCCACCACAGAAUGGUCUACAGCGCGCAGGCGCUCUCGCACGUCGUGUCGCAGGUGCAGGACCUCUACGAGCAGCCGCAGCAGCCCGACGACGCCGAGGAGGGUGUUCUUCGGCGGGGGGUGGAUCUAAGGGAGGCUGAAAACAUUGCCCUCCUCCCCGAUACCUACCCCACCACCACAGCCACCGACAACAGCGUCGCCGACCUAGAGCAAUACCAAGAGCUUCACGCGCGGCUGACGGCGCUGUCGGCCGCCGUACAGGCGCAGCGCCAGCGGCACGCGUAUUAUUCGCAUCUGCAGGGGCUGGUGGAGCCCUUUAGGGCGCCGGUGGAGAGCGUGCAGCCGAAUCUGGUGACGAGGGAUGGGGCGCUGGCGGCGGAGCUGGAGCGGAUGAGGAUGUUGGCGGGGAAGUUGGCGUUUGCGAUUGGGAGGGCGGGGUUGGAGAGGGAGGAGGGGGAGGAGAGGGAUGAUGGGGGGAAGAGGGGGAUGGGGAGGGGGAUGGGGAUGGGGAUGGGGGGGAGGAGGUGGUGA